This is a messenger RNA of Haliotis rubra (blacklip abalone), 8968 nucleotides long. Its product is annotated as serine-rich adhesin for platelets-like. Bases 18 to 5858 code for a protein of 1946 amino acids. The record is from RefSeq and is a predicted model, not a curated record. The transcript has 5 exons. NCBI's taxonomy places the organism in Eukaryota, Metazoa, Mollusca, Gastropoda, Lepetellida, Haliotidae.
ACACAUUCCAGAUCACAAUGGCCACGGAUGGUGCGGCAUCAGUUGUGAUAAUAUUCUAUGAAAGAUUGGAAUGGGUGUAUGAUAAUUCUGAUAUUGCCUCAACAUAUUACGGUACAGAACCUACUAUCCGUACACAGAGCGCGCUCAUGGCCGGGGAUGAGGUGAGGUCUCACCAACUGCCGGGAUCCAAAUCUGAUGAACUCAUCAACAUAACUCAACUGUCUAACGUUGGUGUUGCUGGCAAAUUCAUCUUCCGAGUUGACGAUAACAUCGUUCCCGUAUCCCUCCGUGCCACCACAAGUGCUGUACAGAGUACUACUACAUCAACCACAACUACAGCCGCCGACAACACUGCAUCAGCGACAACAACGUCACCGACGUCUACAUCAACGCCACGUUCAGAUACAACAUCGGUAACAGAGACCUCCACGUCAGAUACAACAUCGGUACCAGAGACCUCAACGUCAGAUACAGCAUCGGUAACAGAGACCUCCACGUCAGAUACAACGACAGUGACAGAGACUUCCACCCCAGAGACAACAUCGGUAACAGAGACUUCCACCCCAGAGACAACAUCAGUAACAGAGACCUCCACGUCAGAUACAACGUCAGUAACAGAGACAUCCACAUCAGAUACAUCAGAAACAGUGGCGUUCACGUCAGAUUCAACAUCAGUAACACAGACGUCCACGUCAGAUACAAGGUCAGUAACAGAGGCCUCCUCGUCAGAUACAACAUCGAUAACAGAGAUCUCCACGUCAGAUACAACAUCAGUAACAGAGACUUCCAUCCUAAAGACAACAUCGGUAACAGAGACGUCCACGUCAGAUACAACGUCAGUAACAGACACAUCCACGUCAGAUACAGCAUCGGUAACAGAGAUCUCCACAUCAGAUUCAACAUCAGUAACAGAGACUUCCACCCUAGAGACAACAUCGGUAACAGAGACCUCCACGUCAGGUACAACAUCAGUAACAGAGACGUCCACGUCAGAUACAACUUCGGUAACAGAGACGUCCACGUCAGAUACAACAUCAACAUCCACAUCAGAUACAUCAGAAACAGAGGCGUUCACGUCAGAUUCAACAUCAGUAACACAGACGUCCACGUCAGAUACAAGGUCAGUAACAGAGGCCUCCUCGUCAGAUGCAACAUCGAUAACAGAGAUCUCCACGUCAGAUACAACGUCAGUAACAGAGAUAUCCACCCUAGAGACAACAUCAGUAACAGAGACCUCCACGUCAGAUACAAUGUCAGUAACAGAGACAUCCACAUCAGAUACAUCAGAAACAGAGACCUCCACGUCAGAUUCAACAUCAGUAACAGAGACGUCAAAGUCAGAUACAACAUCACUAACAGAGACCACUACGAUAGAGACAACAUCAGUAACACAGACGUCCGCGUCGGAUACAGCAUCAAUAACAGAGAUGCCCACGUCUGAUACAUCUGCAACUGACACUUCCACAUUAGAGGCAACAUCGGUAACAGACACCUCCACACCAGAUACAUCUGCAAUAGAGACCUCCACGUCAGAUACAACAUCACUAACAGAUACCACCACAUCAGACACAACAUCAGUAACAGAGGCCACGUCAGAUACAUCUGGAACUGGCACUUCCAUGUUAGAGACAAUAUCGAUAACAGAGAAGUCCACGUCAGAUAGAACAUCAAUAACAGAGACCUCCACGCCAGACACCACUUCAGGAAGAGAGAUUUCCACGUCAGAUACAACAUCGGUAGCUCAGACCUUCACGUCAGAUACAACAUCAGUAACAGAGAUGACCACAUCAGAUACAUCUGUAACAGAGGCCUCAACGUCAGAUGCAACAUCAGAAACAGAGACCACCGCGUCAGAUGCAACAUCAGUAACAGAGACCUCUAUGUCAGAUACAACAGUAACAGACACCUCAAUGUCAUAUGCAACAUCAGUAACAGAGACCUCUACGUCAGAUACAACAGUAACAGACACCUCAAUGUCAGAUGCAACAUCAGUAAUAGAGACCACAGCGUCAGAUGCAACUUCAGUAACAGAGACAUUCACGUCAGAUACAACAUCGGUAACAGUGACAUCCAGGUCAGAUACAACAUCAGUAACAGAGACAUCCACAUCAGACACAUCAGAAACAGAGGCGUCCGCGUCAGAUGCAACAUCAGUAAAAGAGACCUCAACGUCAGAUACAACAUCGAUAACAGAGACGUCCACGUCAGAUACAACGUCAGUAACAGAGUCUUCCACAUCAUAUACAUCAGAAACAGAGGCGUCCACGUCAGAUGCAGCAUCAGUAACAGAGACCUCCACGCCAGAUACAACAACAGUAACAGAGGGCUCCACGUCAGAUACAACAUCAGUAACAGAGACUUUCACCCUAGAGACAACAUCGGUAACAGAGACUUCCACGUCAGAUACAACAUCAGUAACAAAGACGUCCACGUUAGACACAACGUCAGUAACAGAGGGCUCCACGUCAGAUGCAAUAUCGAUAACAGAGAUCUCCACGUCAGAUACAACGUCAGUAACAGAGACUUCCACCCUAGAGACAACAUCGGUAACAGAGACCUCAACGUCAGAUACAACAUCAGUAAUUCAGACGUCCACGUCAGAUACAACAUCGGUAACAGAGACGUCCACGUCAGAUACAACGUCAGUAACAGAGACCUCCACGUCAGAUACAACAUCAGUAACAGAGACGUCCACAUCAGAUACUACAUCGGUAACAGAGACGUCCACGUCAGAUACAACAUCAGUAACAGAGACAUCCACAUCAGAUACAUCAGAAACAGAGGCCUCCACGUCAGAUUCAACAUCAGUAACAGAUACGUCAAAGUCAGAUACAACAUCACUAACAGAGACCACCACGAUAGAGACAACAUCAGUAACACAGACGUCCGCGUCGGAUACAGCAUCAAUAACAGAGAUGUCCACGUCUGAUACAUCUGCAACUGACACUUCCACAUUAGAGGCAACAUCGGUAACAGACACCUCCACACCAGAUACAUCUGCAAUAGAGACCUCCACGUCAGAUACAACAUCACUAACAUAUACCUCCACAUCAGACACAACAUCAGUAACAGAGGCCACGUCAGAUACAUCUGGAACUGGCACUUCCAUGUUAGAGACAAUAUCGAUAACAGAGAAGUCCACGUCAGAUAGAACAUCAAUAACAGAGACCUCCACGCCAGAUACCACUUCAGGAAGAGAGAUUUCCACGUCAGGUACAACAUCGGUAGCUCAGACCUUCACGUCAGAUACAUCAGUAACAGAGAUGACCACAUCAGAUACAUCUGUAACAGAGGCCUCAACGUCAGAUGCAACAUCAGAAACAGAGACCACCGCGACAUCAGUAACAGAUGCAACAUCAGUAACAGAGACCUCUACAUCAGAUACAGAGACCUCUACAUCAGAUACAACAGUAACAGACACCUCAAUGUCAGAUGCAACAUCAGUAGCAGAGACCUCUACGUCACAUACAACAGUAACAGAGACCACAGCGUCAGAUGCAACUUCAGUAACAGAGACAUCCACGUCAGAUACAACAUCGGUAACAGUGACCUCCACGUCAGAUACAAUGUCAGUAACAGAGACAUCCACAUCAGACACAUCAGAAACAGAGGCGUCCACGUCAGAUGGAACAUCAGUAAUAGAGACCUCAACGUCAGAUACAACAUCGAUAACAGAGACAUCCAAAUCUUCCACAUCAUAUACACCAGAAACAAAGGCGUCAACGUCAGAUGCAGCAUCAGUAACAGAGACCUCUACGUCAGAUGCAACUUCAGUAACAGAGAACUCUACGUCAGAUGCAACUUCAGUAACAGAGAACUCUACGUCAGAUGCAACUUCAGUAACAGAGACCUCUACGUCAGAUACGACAUCGGCAAGAGAGGCGUCCACGUCAGAUACAUCUGGAACAGACAUUUCCACGUUAAAGACAACUUCAGUAACAGAGACAUCCACGUCAGAUGCAACAUCAGUAACAGAGACCUCUACGUCAGAUACGACAUGGGCAUCAGUGCUGUCCACGUCAGAUACAGAUACAUCUGGAACAGACAUUUCCACGUUAAAGACAACAUCAGUAACAGAGAUGUCCACGUCAGAUACAUCUGUAACUGACACUUCCACGUUAGAGACAACAUCGGUAACAGAGACAUCCACGACAGAUACAACAUCGAUAACAGAGACCUCCACGUCAAAUGCAACUUCAGUAAAAGAGACCUCUACGUCAGAUACGACAUCGAUAACAGAGACGUCCACAUCAGAUACAACAUCGGUAACAGAGACUUCCACGUCAGAUGCAACUUCAGUAACAGAGACCUCUACGUCAGAUACGACAUCGGCAACAGAGACUUCCACGUCAGAUACAACAUCAGUAACAGAGAUGUUCACGUCAGAUACAUCUGCAACUGACACUUCCACGUUAGAGACAACAUCGGAAGCAGAGACAUCCACGUCAGAUACAACAUCAAUAACAGACGCUUCCACGUCAGAUACAACAUCAGUAACAGAAACGUCAACGUCAGAUAUAAGAUCAGUAACAGAAACGUUAACGUCAUAUACAUCUGCAACAGAGACUUCCACGUUAGAGACAACAUCGGUAACAGAGACAUCCACGUCAGAUGCAACAUCAAUAACAGACACUUCCACGUCAGAUAUAACAUCAGUAACAGAAACGUCAACGUCAGAUAUAACAUCAGUAACAGAAACGUUAACGUCGUAUACAUCUGCAACAGAGACUUCCAAGUUAGAGACAACAUCGGUAACAGAGACAUCCACGUCAGAUGCAACAUCAAUAACAGACACUUCCACGUCAGAUAUAACAUCAGUAACAGAAACGUCAACGUCAGAUAUAACAUCGGUAACAGAAACGUUAACGUCAUAUACAUCUGCAACAGAGACUUCCACGUUAGAGACAACAUCGGUAACAGAGACAUCCACGUCAGAUACAACAUUGGUAACAAAUACCUCCACACCAGAUACAACAUCGGUUAGAGGAGCAUCCACGUCAGAUACAACCGCAGUUACAGAGACGUCCACGUCAGAUACAUUUGCAACAAAGACUACCACGUUAGAGACAACAUCGAUAACAGAGACCUCCACGUCAAAUUCAGCAUUUGUUUUAGAGACGUCAGCGUCAGAUACGUAUACAGAAACAGAAACGUAUACUACAAACCCAACUUCAGUAACAGAGGCCUCCACGUCAGAUACAACAUCGCUAACAGAUAUCGCUACGUCAGAUACAACAUCUGUAAUAGAAAUCUCCACGUCAGAUACGACAUCUGUAAUAGAAACCUCCAUGUCAGAUACAAUUACAUCGGAUCCAGGAUCACCUACAUCUGCUUUUUCGUCAUAUGUAACGUCAACUACAUUUGCUUCAUUACCCGGCAUAGCGUCAACAACACUUACUUUGUCGUCCGAUCAAACAUCGACUACACCUGUUUCAUCAUCGGAUACAAUCUCUGCUACACCCGCUUCUUCAUCGGAUCUAGCAUCGUCUACAGCUGCUCCAUCGUUGGGUUUAAAGUCAACUGCACCUGAUUUUUCAUCAGCAUCUGUCUCUCCGGAUGUUGAUGCAACGAGUGAAACUAACGAGAGAUCUCAGAGUUCGACAUCCAUUCCAUCAUCCACAUUGUCAGUUGUAACCCCACAUCUAGUUGGAGCGGUUUUGGCAGUUAUUAUUCUGGUGGUGGUUGGAGUGUUGCAGAUCGUCCUGUCGUUACAAUUCAUACAGACACUCAGGGAAGGGUUUCAACGUCGAGGACAGCGAAGACCUGGAGGAGAGCGACGGAAAAGCAUACCAGUACAGAUUGUUACGUCAAGCCCUUGGUUCCAACAAACUUCACCGUAUGGCAAACCACUGAAGUAGCACAAACGUAUAUCUGCGCCGAUACUCAUCUUUGGCACAGCACUGGACAAGCUGAAACAAAGCCACCACUCGCACAUCCAACAGGCCACGGUUAACACGAAUCUAUGUGUGAUCGUUCAGGUGAAAAUCAGACAGACCACGUGACAACCUGAAUCGCAGCCUCCACGUAAACAAGAACAAUUAGCGUACCAGGUCACAGCAUGAAUCUCAGUGUCGACGUCCAUGAGCCUAUCCAGCAUCGGACAAACACCAGUACCAUGCUCAACGUCUAUGUCCAACAGAUUGGAGCCGUUGGGGAGGACAAGACACUGAACGCAAGACGUCACUAACACAUCGGCUUCACAUUCUCUUGGAACUGGCAUGUACGUCCUCUUUUGCCAUAACACCAAUAGCGAGCAAGACAUAUCAGCAGAAAUAUUGCUUCCAUGAACUCUUUGUCUUGCAUGCUCUGACAGCAUGGCAUUGAAUAUGCCAUGUAUGUGUGGGACGAAAUGAACGUCCGGUAUUAAUAUGUUACCAACACUCUUAUUAGAUGCGUUGUAAGUUAUUAAAUUAUAAAUAUUCCCACAUCCAGUUUCUAUCUAUUUUCGAGUUUAUCCUUUUUUGUGUUAAACUUAUUUAUUGAUACAUACAACCUGAGUGUUAUGGAAAUCAUCUCAACAUCGUCUAUAAUCCGUACUAUCAACAGUCUACUUACACGUAUACCAAAAUGACAACAUGAAUCUCAAUCUUCUAUGGGUGAAAACACAAGUAAGAAGCAGUUUGGUGAUCAUGUGAUUUUGGUUGGUUGAAUGUGACUACUUUACACGCGUGUUCCGAUACCAGUUGUAUUAAACUAUUUUAUAUGACGUUUAAUGUUGGUCUGGAGCAGUGUGUUUAAGCAUUUUAAAUAUUGAGUCGAUAAAUGUCAUGACCAACAUGUUAUGGUUUACAAGAAGGAAAGAGCGUAAACUACAAUUCUACUUGCCAAGGUAAACCUACCAACCAACUUUAUAUCUUUAGUUCCCACAUUUCUGUGCAAACAUGGCUGUGAGCUAUUCACGUACCUCGAUGUACACUCUGUGUUGUAUUGUGAGUAUAUGUUUACAUUCUGUGUUGUGUUAUUAGUAUUUACAUGUACAUAACAUUGCGUAUAAUAAGUCUUUGUAUGGACCUCAUGGUGAAGAUCGCACAACAUGAAGGCUUUGUAGUUUAUCCUCUAUUAGGUAUGGAAGGGACUCGUUAUAUACACCUUGGAAAAAUAUGUCACGUUUUUGUGUAUUUUUUUAUAAAGAUAUGUGAUACAGAAAUUAUUUAAAGUGUGAACACUAUGUUAUCCGCUUGUCUUUUGUGUCAACAAUCAAGACACUAUGACGAAUCGAUAUUCUGAACAAAUCCAACCAUAUCGCUCAAGGAAAGCAACCACGUGUUGACCUGUACAUUUCAUAUCAAUAAUUAAUAAUAAUAGUAAUACUUAAGAUAUUUGAUUGGGGAAGACUGAGAAUCAGUUGGUUUAUUAAAGAUAUUCAGCUUAUGUUGAAAGACAUGCAAGAACGUUCAGUUGAUGUUCAGGCGAUAUCGAAAUAUGUAGAAGAUCUGAAUGAUUAUUUAGUUUUUACGGGAAGAUGUGCAAGCAUAUUCAGUUGAUGUUAUAAGAAAAGCAAGAAUAUUCAGGCGUCUAACGAUAAUUAUGUUGAUAUUUAGUUCAUAUGGAAUGAUAUGCCUGAAUAUUUUUGUUUAUGUGGGCAGAUGUGCAAGAAUAUUCAGUUCAUGCUAUAAGAAGAAUCAAGAAUAUUCAGAGGAUGUGGAAAGACAUGCAAGAACAACUUAGUGACAUUAGAGUAGAGAUACGUAUGUCCACUAACGUUGAGCAUGUGGCUGUUUGUCUUCAUUCUUCCAUUUGAUGUGUUAAUGAUUUGAUUUUGUCAUGACUUCAUGAGCAAAUUGGAAUGGAAGUGCCGAUGUGACUUAAAGCUCAAAUCAACUCAGAAGCUGUACUUGCAUACGUCCAAUCCUUGGAAAGCUUUUAGAACAAGAAUAUGUAAAAGUUAAUUUAAAAAUUUGUAUUUUAUAGUGUUCACUAGAGGGAACAGUACUUAUGGCCCUAAAACUGCUAUGUUUAUAUUAUCCAUUACUAUAAUUAGGCUGCGUAAGGAAGGAUAAUCUCCAGUCAUCCUUAUUAUGCCGUAAUUUUGUUUUUUGUACGGUAGUUGUAUACCUUGGUUAUCAACAUGUGGGUUAUCCGAGACUUACUCCACGCUUACAGGCGAUCCACUUAAACUUGCAGUGGUCUCUGUAAAUAGCUAAACUGGACUGUGACCUCUUAUAUAUAUUGUGUGUUUAUUUGAUGACAAUUCUUAUCUAUUGUUAUAAACCCCAGUGAAGUUACUCUACCAAUAGCCAAACAGGUGAAACCGUGUAAACUUGAGUAGUAACUGUUUAACCCUUGAGAUUUUGCAUUUAACUGUUCAGGUGGUAUCAAACGUGUGAAUGCGCCUCACUUCAGAUUCGUUUAGAACACAAUGUAUCGAAAUGUUCGGAACAGAUAUGUAAUCAAUGUAAGAUCAAAUGAGAAAUGUUUUCUGUUUAUCCCAGAUAGAACAGCCAUCCUUCAUACCCGACAAAUAACAGUGCUUUAAAUCUCGUUUUCUCAUCCGUCAUAAAGACAUAUUUUACGCCCGCUUCCCAUGGUUCAUACAAUGUUUCUUGGAAAUUCAAAUUAAUGAUUGUUUCACAUAAUGUUUUCCGUUGAUAAGUGUCCAAAAGGAAUGACUCCCUUAGCUGUAUCCCUCGGGUCCGAGUUUUAACGGCCCUUGUCUGUGUUUAUGACACAUGUAUAUUCCUUGUGAAAUAUUGCUCGCAUGUUGUGCAUAUAUAGCUUGAGUUCAUAUGGAGACACUCAGAGAGGGUCUAACGAAAACAUGAUAUGCAUAUAUUUAUGUGUGUGCACCUUGUGUCCUGUUUAUACAGCAACCUUGUGAGCACAUUUACCACUAUACUGAUGUUGUUUGUUACAUUUUUGUGCUUGUUUGUUCCAUUUACCAAUUCUUGUUUGUUCAGUGCUGUUGUCAGUUGUACAUAUAUUUACAAGAUGCUCAAGUCGUUGAAGUCAAUAAAAAAGAUUAAAUAUC